This is a messenger RNA of Panicum virgatum (switchgrass), 773 nucleotides long. RefSeq names its product kinetochore protein SPC25 homolog. Gene Ontology annotation, biological process: chromosome segregation. The record is from RefSeq and is a predicted model, not a curated record. NCBI's taxonomy places the organism in Eukaryota, Viridiplantae, Streptophyta, Magnoliopsida, Poales, Poaceae. Gene Ontology annotation, cellular component: Ndc80 complex. The coding region runs from base 177 to 653 and encodes 158 amino acids. The transcript has 6 exons.
UAACUGUCAGUGUUAGACAGACCCGGGGGCUAGAUGCUAACGCAGCCUGUGGUCAGCUGAGAAAUGAAUUCCAGAAGAAUCCGCUGCUUGAAUCUUCAACCUCAGAGCUCAAUCUCGUUCCUUUAUGAUGGAGGAAGGGCUAGAUCCAAACAAGCAAAACGUCAAAACACAAGCUCAUGGGCGACUCAAUUUUGAACACCACUGCAACGAACGAGCAGCUCAGGAGCUUGCUCAUGGAUCAGAGGGCUACAAGAGAUGAAUAUGUGAAUGCCAUAUCAAACCAAUCCCAAGCUGUUGAAUCCAUUAAAGCUGAGAGUGAUGCAAAAGGGGAUAAGAACCUAGACAAUGCUAUCAUGUGGUACGACAAGUUUCUUGGUUUUCAAGUUGUUGGAGGAGAAGGGGUGAGAUUUGUGUUCAGCAAAAUCGACAUGCAAAGUCCUGACAAGGAGUAUUCUUUUUGCAUAAAGCUUAUUGAUGAAAGAUACAUCUUAGUCCAUUGUGCUCCCUUUGUGCAUGGCUCCGAAGAACUUGUGAAGGAUCUUAACUGCAACAAUGAUCUGUACAAAUUUGUGAGGACCAUGAGAGAGAGGUUCCAGAUCGCUACAAUCAGUGGUUCCAGGUUCAGGAGUAUUGAGCAUGACAAAGUCUUAUGAACUUGACUCCACUAUCUGUGUAUGUGCGUCAGUGAAACUUCACAGCCAAAUUUUUUUUAUGCAGUUACAAAUCUCAAAGAUCUGAAUUGACAGUAAACAUAUAUGAUCGGAUUGUUCUCU